Molecule: messenger RNA, 1602 nt
Organism: Chara braunii
Lineage: Eukaryota; Viridiplantae; Streptophyta; Charophyceae; Charales; Characeae
Source: the annotation of a GenBank genome assembly
GCAGACACUUGGGGCCCAACUGAAGCUACUGGCCCCCCCCCACGCCUGGCCAGGACAGCCAGCAGCGAGACGCUUUUCCUGGUAGGGGCAAUCUGGCCUUGGGAGGCAAUGCGGACACGCUGCUGCGUUGCUGCGCUAGCAUCUGCAUGGGCCUACUGGUCGGACGUGUGCACAGGCACAGAGAGGGAGUACUUCAAGCAGGGAAAAACUAGAGAGUUCCUUCAGAUUCUUGAAGAGGGUUCAAGCUCAGAGAUUGACGAGUAUUAUGGAGAUGUAAAAUAUGAGCGGAUUGCUAUACUAAAUGCUCUUGCGGCAUACAACACAAACUGUGGGAAAUUGGAGACUAACAAGAGGGAGAAGGAAGAGUACUUCAUCAGGGCGACUCAUUACUAUAACAAGGCCUCAAAGAUUGAUCAUCAUGAACCAACCACCUGGGUUGGAAAGGGCCACUUGCUUCUUGCAAAGGGUGAUCUUGAUCAAGCAUAUGAAGUCUUUAAGAUCGCGCUUGAUGGAACGCCCAAUAACGUGCCCGCUCUUCUUGGACAGGCAUCUGUGUUUUUUCACAAGGGCAAGUAUUUUGACUCUCUCAAGUUGUAUAAGAGCGCACUGGAGGUCAAUCCGUCAUGCCCUGCAACUGUUAGACUUGGGAUUGGACUCUGUCAUCUAAUGUUGAAGAAUAAGAGCAAAGCGCGCCAAGCAUUUGAGCGUGUGUUGCAGCUGGAUCCUGAGAAUGUGGAGGCUCUUGUUGCUCUUGGCCAUCUUGAGCUCAACGACGACGAAGCUCAGAAUGGAAUGAAGCCAGACGCUGUGAGGGAGGGUAUGCAGAAGAUGAUGCAGGCAUAUGAAAUCUACCCCUUUUGCACCACCGCGCUGAACUAUUUGGGUAGCCACUACUUCUACGCUGGCCAGUCUUAUAUUACAGAGCAGCUGAUGGAGGCAGCCCUUAGCAGCACUGACAACUCUCAGAUGAGAGCAGAGAGCUUCUACAACAUGGCACGGACGUUUCAUGCAAAGGGUGAUUAUGAGAAGGCGGCGUCUUAUUACCGCGCUUCAUGCCAAGAGGUCAAGAACCCGAAAGACUUCAUCCUUCCGUUCUAUGGCCUAGGGCAGAUUCACCUGAAGGUCGGGGACUUCAAGGCUGCUCUCACAAACUUUGAUAAAGUCCUGGAGGCUCGCCCGGACAACCCGGAAGCUCUGAAGGUUGUUGGCAGCAUCUACAUGCAAACAAAUCGGGAAGAGAUGGCUCUAGUGAACUUCAAGAAAGUCACAGAAAUCGACCCAAGGGAUGUAGAUGUUGUCAGACGAGGCUCUGACACCCGCCAUCUGGCAGCCUGCCGCUUCCCUGAGGCUGCUCGGAUCAUUUACUCCCAGGUUUCACCAGGUACCAGUAAGGCUCGCUGCCCUCCUGAGUCUCCAGUACCCAGCUCGAAACGGAAUGGUGGCACCAUUGGUACCAGCGGUACCAAGCCUACAGGCCCGGAGUACCUUCCUCCAGCAGCGGUAAUUCCGUUGGUGCCGCAGUUUGACCCGGUAGUCCUGGAUCAGAGCCCAGCGGUUCCAGGAUUUUCGUGAUCACUGUACGAGUAAAUUUUUCCCUGGACC